Messenger RNA from Xylaria bambusicola, 1176 nucleotides. RefSeq lists its product as uncharacterized. NCBI's taxonomy places the organism in Eukaryota, Fungi, Ascomycota, Sordariomycetes, Xylariales, Xylariaceae. Bases 187 to 576 code for a protein of 129 amino acids. The transcript has 2 exons. The record is from RefSeq and is a predicted model, not a curated record.
GAUAAUUAUUUACUAGGCAGGUGCACAAACAAACAAGGCAUCUCCCAAAUCGCUCAUCGAAUCAGGACAUCCAUUCAAUUCUUUUUGCAACUACCUACCUACCUGUCAUAUUUCUGUGGUUCGGCCAUCGGUCUUCCUGCGUCACUAUCAUUACUAUCACUGGGACGAACCACGGUCCUAGUCACCAUGCCCUUCGAUCCGAGUGAGACCGACGUGGAAGAGUACGAAAGCGCGUACACAGAGGGACUCGUUUUUGAAGUCAACAGAUUGCUCCCAGGCAGAUCACAGUUCUCAAUUGAACUUGCCAUCCAAAAGAUUUCGCGAGAUAUAAUCCGAGAGACCUCAAAAGGCGUUGAAACUGUGACCAUCUACUGGGGACGCCUAAAUUCGACAUCAACUACAACUAGAACUGAAUAUCAUCAUGGCUGGUGUCACAUUGUUUGCUCAAGCUGGAUGCUAAAAAGGGCCCUCAAAAUGCGUCUACACUAUGAAGAGCUUUUCCCGGGCACACGGAAAAGAGUCACAACCGGCGCAGCGGCAGAGCCAAUGGUAUGUAAAACUACAACUUGCUCUUGACAUUGGUUGCUGAUAUCAGCCAGACCAAGUUUGACCGCGUAACCCAUCUUACACCACCGGACGUCAAAACCAGAUCACCACUCGGACAGAAUUCUGCUACUAAUCAGGGACAAUCGAGAAGUGAAAGACAUGCAACUCUAAUCAGAAAGUCCAGUCAACUCACCGAGAAGAUUGCUGCUGCAUGUCAGGAAAUUACAGACUACGCUCGAUGGGUUGCCCACCGCGACCACGGAGCUGCUGAGCUCGGUUACGGCAAUGCGGCUCUCUUUGAGGAAGUUGCUAAGUUCGUUGUGGACGCAAGAGCCGCAAUCACUUCAUCUGCUGUUGCUAGCCAAGCCCCAGCUACUUGUCAACCGUCAUCGGAUUCGAAAGAAGGCGAUCACAUUCGCUAAACAUCCCCACGCAAUUCAGGGUAGCAAUAACAUCGAGGCCUGAAUUCAUACAUAGACUGAUGUCACUUGAUAAGAUCCGUUUUCGGCGUAAUUCAUAGCGAUGUGGAGAAAUGAACUUACCAAAGUUCCGGGCGCUUGAAAAUCCCAGACCAGGGUAAAAAUGCGGAGGAACAGGGGCAUCGCGGGGUAGAAUGGGGCUAAGUAUUCU